AUGUCCCAGGUCCACUACAAGUUCAAGUCCUCCAAGGACUACGACUCGGCAACAUUCGAUGGUCAUUCAAUUUCAGUCUUUGAUUUGAAAAAGGAGAUUCUGAUUGCAAAGGGCCUCAAGGGGCCGGACGACUUGCAGCUCACUCAUGCAGAAUCAGGAGAGGAAUACUAUGACGAUGCGACAUUGAUCCCAAGGAAUACUUCCAUCUUAGUCGCCCGCGUGCCUGCCAAGCCGGGCAGGGGGGGUCCCAGUGCAGGGCCGUAUCAGAGGCAGCCGAUGGAGCAACAGCAACGUCCACCUCCCAACACAUAUGUGUGCUAUAGAUGUGGCAAGAAAGGCGAGCAUUGGAUUCAAUUUUGCCCCACUAACAACGACAAGUCCUUUGAACCCAUUGGUAUCAAAAAGACGACAGGAAUCCCACGUUCGUUUUUGAAAACUGUGGAGAGUGACAGUCUGCAGAGCAAGAAGGGCGUCAUGGUCACGCAAGAUGGAAACCUUGUUGUUGCCACCACGAACGACUAUGAAUGGAAGAAAUUUCACGAGAAAUCAAAAGCAGCGCUGACAUCGGAGGAGGCAUAUGCGACAGCGCCCGUGCCAGAUGAUAUGAAGUGCUCGAUCUGCAGCAUGCUGUUGAAGAGCGCUGUUCGUGCCCCAUGUUGCGGAACCAACUUUUGCGACGAAUGUAAGUUGCAUAGGGGCAUGUAG
This is a messenger RNA of Gamsiella multidivaricata, 705 nucleotides long. RefSeq names its product DWNN domain-containing protein. Gene Ontology annotation, biological process: protein ubiquitination; mRNA processing; ubiquitin-dependent protein catabolic process. The transcript is spliced from 4 exons. Gene Ontology annotation, molecular function: zinc ion binding; nucleic acid binding; ubiquitin protein ligase activity. The record is from RefSeq and is a predicted model, not a curated record. Bases 1 to 705 code for a protein of 234 amino acids. Gene Ontology annotation, cellular component: nucleus. NCBI's taxonomy places the organism in Eukaryota, Fungi, Mortierellomycota, Mortierellomycetes, Mortierellales, Mortierellaceae.